AUGGCGGGGGACACCAAAUGCCAGGCCAAGCAGUUUGGGCUUCGCAGCAGGGUGACCGAUACAGACAUGGUAACACUCGCCUUUGCCUUGUGCCCUUUGGGGCUGGCUCCUCUCUCGGAUCUCUUCUUCCCACAGUCUCAGUGUUUCUACCUGCUUCCCUGGCCAGCUUGUCACAUGCUGUUGUUGUUGCUGCUGCUGCUGCUGCUGCUGCUGUUGCUGCUGCUGCUUCUGGUUGCUGACUGGGUCACCGGCAUAGCUGUGGUGCUGGCACUGCUACUGGGGUUGGUGCCCGAGGAAGAUGUAGUGACUGUUGACAAGAUGCCUGCAAUGGUUGAGACCAACGAAGUUCGGCUGCUGUCCCCAGCGAUGGUGGAGAUAAGGGGAACCACCGUGGUGGGGGUUUUCUUUGGCCGGGACACCAACUUGAUCCCUUGCGGGACCGGGCCAGCACGCAAUGGCCCAGCAGCCCGCGCUAUCCAGCGGCCCGGCGCCCUCCUUUCUCUGGGCCGCGAGGUGUACCUGGAACAGGAACGCGGUCCAGUUGGCCUCCAUGGCUGCGGCGGCCGACCCCCCUCCUCCCCACUCCCCCCGCUAGGGGAGCCUCCUCAGCCGGAGGAGGCGACAACAAAGCGGCGGCGGCGGCGGCGGCGGCAGCGGCAGCGGCGGCUCCUCAACAUGGCAGCGCCGAGCGCGGCCACUUCCGGUAACCUCCGGGACGCACCACCGCGGCGGCGAGCGCGGGCGGGGGGGGAGCCCCGGCCCGGCCGCCGCCGCCCCCAGUCGCCCGGACCCCCUCUGGGCGUCCCCGCUGCCGGCUCGCCGCCUCGGAGCUCAGCCAGUGCCCGCCGGCUGUGGGGUCAGGGCCCCCGCGGGGGGGCUGGGGUGGGGCCCGGGGCGGGGAUGGGGCGCGGCGUCCCCCCCCGCGGGGGUGUGUGGUGCUGCGGUCCGUGGCUCAGGCAGCUGGAGCAGGGGGAGCUCAGGAGAGAAGAUGGAGGACGCCAGGGUCUGGCGCGGGCCCGCUGGGCACAGCUGGGCUGUCUCCCGUGACUCAGACAGAGUCCAGCAGUGUCGCGUCCCUGUUACACCCUCAGCGGAGGGCAGAGGCCACGGCGGACACCCGGUUGUUCAGUCGCUCCUGCACAGGAUGGUCCCCACCUCCAAAUUGGGGGAAGCCCCUUCGACUUCGAGUGUCUCUUCCCUCUGGCAUUUCCUCCCCGGCGGGCUAAGCUCUCCUCGCUCUCGCUAUGAUUUGCAUCUCAGGGCGAGACGGCCUUCCAGCUCAAGCAGGGAAUCCCACUGGGGUGCAGCCUCGGAUCCUCCCAGCGUGGAGGGAAACACUUCCCACGCGUAGAGAUGUCAUUACUGGGUUAUUCUUGGGUGAAGGGCUGAGCCUCCCCAUCCUCCCCUUCACUCCAGGAUAGGAUGUGAAAUUCUAUCCCAACACCCCUCCUCUCCCGCCAAAAAUAAAAACAAGUGAGAUAGUAUAGACAAGAAAUUAUUUUAGUCCUUUAGUACAGUCUGUUUCCUUCUUCACCCCCAGAACACAAAUCGAACUUCUGGUUGGACAGCGUCAGGAGAUGUCACUGAGGUGACCCCAGCCUCUGUUUGCAGUUCCAAGUCUUCCUUGUAGGCGUCACUGCUACUGGAACUUUGUAGAUGGGGAGCCUGUAUGAUGAUUUCCUGAACAUUUCUAUCCUUUCCUCACACAGAGGUAGCUACUGGGAAUAUCAGAGACAAGCUAUUAUUAAACAAGCGUCUCUAGUCCAAGACAUCGCCUGUGGCAGGGAAAUGAGGGGGCAGGCUGUAUCAGAGAUAUUUCUGUAAACUCUGGUUUUAGAAAAAAAUUCUUCAGAUGGACACAUUAAGACUUCAACAUUUUCCAAAACCAACUGACUCUUAUCCCCUCCAUUUAGUCUCCUCCAGACACUUCUAAUCAAGGUCACCAAAACUUCCCCCAUACAUACACAAUGAAAAUAUGGCUGCAGAAUUCUA
This is a messenger RNA of Sapajus apella (tufted capuchin), 1992 nucleotides long. RefSeq names its product translation initiation factor IF-2-like. NCBI's taxonomy places the organism in Eukaryota, Metazoa, Chordata, Mammalia, Primates, Cebidae. The record is from RefSeq and is a predicted model, not a curated record. Bases 1 to 1047 code for a protein of 348 amino acids. The transcript has 5 exons.